CAGGUUGGUUGGUGCUUCAGCGUUCCGAACCCUGAGAUCCCCAAUUUUCCCGUGGAGCCAUACCUAGAACAAAUCAAAUCGGAGAUGGACGCGUUCAGACCUCAUGUCAUUGUGGGUGCCUCCAAAGGUGGCGUGUACAUCAUCGGCCUGUGGCGACGUGGCUAUUGGAGAGGGCCGACGGUGCUCAUCAAUGCGCAUCCAACUUGUCGUCAAUUGCCACAGGAAUCGAAUGUUGCGAUUGCUGUGGGCUCCAAUGACGAGGUGUAUCCCAUCAGUCGACAUGACUUGGAGGCGAUGUUGAACACGGGUGGCAUGAACAAGACCUUCCUCUACUUCACCUGCGACAGUGGUCGCUUACCCUCCGGGCAGAUCAGUCGCCAAGGGGACACCCACAAUCAGGAGUCCCUGCUGCACCAUGACGUGCUGCCGCGGCUCAUUGACUCAGUGCUGUGUCCGGAGGGGCCGGAGAUGCACUUCAUUCGCACCUGGAAAGAGAGGCUGUCAAUAGAGCGCAACAAUGCUGAGCUGUGGCUAGGCUUCAGCCCUGAGCAGAUCAUGCGACUCUGGUCCACCAACGGCCAUGGGCAACAUCUCUUCGAUGUUCAUCCGGGGACUGAGGAGUAUCGCAUGGUCUCAGCUUGUUUCAAGGCAUUACCCAUGGAACAGCAAGCCUACAUUCUCUCACCACCUGAGACAUGGUAUCCCGUGCGAGCGCUGCGCAUUCAACGUGUGGAGAACGGGCCGCAGGGGGAUGCCUCCUGGAAGCCGUACUACAAAUCCCUGGUGAGGUCUUUGGAAGAUCAGGGUGUGGAGUUUGAAGCCGGAACGCACACGUGCUGGGCAUUCCAUGGCUGCAACAAUGAAGCCCUGGAGUCCAUCAUCAACAAUCCGCUCUCCGGAUUCCAACCACUGGCCUCAGGCAGCCGCAGCACAACGCUGUGGGGCUCCGGGACGUAUUUUGCCCGAGAUGCCAAGUACGUGGCGGACGGCGGCUUUUGUGGCACACCAGAUAUGAACGGCAGUCGCAGGAUGUUGAUGUGCUUGCUGAUCAUGGGAAUGCCAUGCCUGGGGGAUCCCAGUCACAAGGGCGUCCUUCCUUUCCGCCACAAGCCUCCGCAUCGAUAUCACAGCUCAGUGGAUUGUUUGGCAAGUCCAGAGGUUAUGGUGAUCCAGCAAUCUGGUGCAGCCAUGCCUGCUUAUGUCAUCACCUUUGCCUGAUCCGGGCAAGUGUUGUCUUUCCGUCCAAGUCGCGCGGUGUGCGUUCCGUUGCCGACCUGAGAUGAGGACAUGGGUGUGUCCCACGCGGGGAAGUGCUGAAGCAAUCUAUCCAAUCGAAAAGCCAC
Cladocopium goreaui is the source of this 1343-nucleotide messenger RNA. Lineage: Eukaryota; Dinophyceae; Suessiales; Symbiodiniaceae. The record is from the annotation of a GenBank genome assembly.